UGCGGUAGUAAUUUACAAAGUGGUAUUAACUUGCGGUAGUAAUUGACAAAUAUUUCUAACUUUUAAAAUCAUCAAUUGUUCAAAUACCAAAAAUUGUUUACUCUAUAGUCUAUAAUUUGGGAUCAAAUCUUCUAAUGACACCUAAAAAAACUAAAAUCUCAUAUGUUAUCUCUUUACCAAACAAGGCCUAGACGUUUCUUAUUCCCGCUUCCCAAUUCGCGUAUAUCACACUUCCCUAUGAACACUUUUUAAUUGAAUUCUCUAAUGAUAGAGCUGAGCAAGUACAUAGUAACACAAUCAAUCAAACAAUUGAAAAAAAAUAAAUAAAAAAAAAUCUCCCUCCCUUAACAGUACUACAGUAGUAGGAGUUGCUAGAAUGGAGACAAUAACAGCGUUUCAUCCUCCCUUCAGCGGUUUACCAUCGAAACCCACCUCAAUUUCCACCAAAAUCAUGUAUUUCUCUCUCCAUAAUUCUAUGCGUUUUCGUCACUUUAAACCCCAGAAACAGUUUUCUGUUUGUGCCUCUGAAAAGCGCCAGUUUCAGGAGGAGGGUACUUCUAGUUCAACCCAAUUACCAGAUGGUAAAGCGGAGGAGAUAUUGAAAGGGAAUGAUGAUCCUGCAAAACAGAUUGAUUUGGGAUGGUUGCCUGCAUUGCCCCAUGCUUUGACAGCAUCCAUGGCUAAUUUUCUAUUUGGGUAUCAUAUUGGAGUCAUGAAUGGCCCUAUAGCGUCAGUGGCACGAGAACUUGGUUUUGAGGGGAACUCUAUACUAGAGGGCCUUGUAGUGAGCAUAUUUAUUGUUGGUGCCUUCAUUGGGAGUCUAAUUUCAGGCACCUUGGCUGACAAAUUUGGCUGUAGGCGCAUACUUCAAAUCGACUCUAUCCCAUUAAUAAUUGGUGCUAUUUUGAGUGCACAAGCACACUCUGUUAAUGAAGUACUUUUGGGAAGAUUUCUUGUGGGGCUUGGUAUUGGGGUGAACACAGUUCUAGUACCAAUUUACAUAUCAGAGGUUGCACCGACAAAAUACAGGGGAUCUUUGGGAUCAUUGUGCCAGAUAGGUACUUGUAUUGGGAUCAUAGCCUCUUUGUUAAUUGCGAUUCCAGCAGAAAAUGAUCCACAUUGGUGGAGGACAUUGCUAUACAUUGCGAGCACCCCUGGAUUUCUUCUUAUGAUUGGUAUGCAGUUUGCAGUGGACAGCCCUCGAUGGCUAUGUAAAACAGGGAGACUUGACGAUGCUAAAUCUAUUCUUUGUAACCUUUUGGGCCCUUCAGAAGUUGAUACUGCUAUAGAAGAGUUUCAGUUAGUAUUUAAUGGAACUGACGGAGAUACCGACUCGAACUGGUUGGAACUCUUCAAGGAGCCAAACUAUAAAGUGGCACUUGUAGGAGGUUCUCUUUUUCUACUGCAACAAUUUGCAGGGAUAAAUGGUGUUCUUUAUUUUUCAUCUCUGACCUUUCAAGAGGUUGGGAUUACAAGUGCUGCUUUAGCAAGUCUGUAUGUCGGGCUCACCAACUUUGCAGGGGCUCUUUCUGCAUUGUACUUGAUUGAUAAGCAAGGAAGGAGAAGACUUCUCAUUGGAAGUUAUUUGGGAAUGGCUGUGUCGAUGUUUCUUGCAGCAUAUGCCAUCAGCUUCCCAGAUGAAGAUGUCAGUCACAACUUAUCAAUACUGGGUACAUUAGGGUACAUGUACUCCUUUGCGAUUGGAGCUGGCCCAGUGACUGGCAUUAUUAUUCCAGAGCUCAGCGGCAGUAGGAUGCGAGGAAAAAUUAUGAGUUUCAGUUUCUCUGUCCACUGGGUCUGCAACUUCUUGGUGGGUCUAUUUUUUCUUGAAUUACAAAGGAUCUUUGGUGUUGCUCCAAUCUACACAAGUUUUGGUGGAGUUUCCUUGUUAUCUGCAAUGUUUUGUUAUACCUUCAUAAUAGAAACAAAAGGCCGGUCACUUGAGGAGAUUGAGAUGUCACUUCGGUCUAAGCUCCCAGGACAUGACAAUUGAUUGCUGAUAUAUGCAUAAGAGCUUGUUUGAGAUCUGCAAAUUUCAUCAGAUUGCUAGAAAUGCGUCAUCACCAACUAGCUUUGCCAAAGAGGGUGGAGAUGAGUCGCCAUGAUUAGCAAGGAGAUUCUGGUUCCCACUAUCAACAUUUUGGAUAUCUAUUCGUUUAUCUGCAAUAGUCAGUAACUUCUGUUCUGAAAGCAAUUUCAGUACCAAGUUUGGUUAUAGAUUUAAAGAAAGGAAAAUCAUUCUGUAUAUCUCGUGUAAAUAUACAUGUAUUUUGCAAAUUUCAUGUUUGAUUCUACAUUCCAAAAAUAAUGUAAGCGUUUUUAGUUCAGCUGCAUAGUAGUAUUAGAUAAUUUUUUCUGACACUAUGGAUCUGUUUUGUGCAAGCCAAUAUAUGAUUCCAAAUUUCCAACAUAUAUCAG
Molecule: messenger RNA, 2418 nt
Organism: Chenopodium quinoa (quinoa)
Lineage: Eukaryota; Viridiplantae; Streptophyta; Magnoliopsida; Caryophyllales; Amaranthaceae
Product: probable plastidic glucose transporter 1
Exons: 12
Coding region: 377-1993 (538 amino acids)
Biological process (GO): monosaccharide transmembrane transport
Cellular component (GO): membrane
Molecular function (GO): hexose transmembrane transporter activity
Source: RefSeq, a predicted model, not a curated record